Molecule: messenger RNA, 1065 nt
Organism: Lachnellula hyalina
Lineage: Eukaryota; Fungi; Ascomycota; Leotiomycetes; Helotiales; Lachnaceae
Gene: WDR83
Product: WD repeat domain-containing protein
Exons: 2
Coding region: 1-1065 (354 amino acids)
Biological process (GO): mRNA splicing, via spliceosome
Cellular component (GO): catalytic step 2 spliceosome
Molecular function (GO): protein binding
Source: RefSeq, a predicted model, not a curated record
AUGGCAUUUCCCUCUAAGCCAUUGGCCCAACUUCAUGGCUCUAAUGGACCUGUCCACGCCCUCACCUACUCCUCUUCCCCCUCAACCUACAUCCUAAGUGGCUCCUCCGACCGUUCCAUCCGCCUCUACAACCCCUCUCGCCCAGCCGCACCGCCAAGCAGCAACCCUCUCGAGCCUCCCCGCGCAACCCAGCUCAUCCAGACCUAUUCCGCACACGGCUACGAAGUCCUGGAUAUUGCCGUCGCCCAAGACAACGCCACCUUCGCCAGCGUAGGCGGCGACCGCAGUGUUUUUCACUGGGAUGUCACGAAAGCGCAGACCAUACGGCGGUAUGGAGGGAACCAAGGUCACACUGCCAGGAUCAAUACGGUUACCUUUGCAGGGACAGGGGACAGUGUGUUGAUUUCCGGGAGCUUCGAUUCUUCUGUACGCAUUUGGGAUGUCAAGAGCCACAGUACGAAGCCCAUUAUGGUGCUGGACGACGCAAAGGACUCAGUGUCGUGUGUCCUGGCUGGGAGCCGGGCUGGGAAGGAUGGGGAAUAUGAGAUUUUGACGGGGAGUGUAGAUGGGUCAGUGAGGAGCUACGAUAUUAGGAUGGGAAAGUUAGAGACCGACGUCAUUGGGGCGAGUGUGACGAGCUUGCAGAGGACGAGGGAUGGGAAAGGGGUUCUGGUGGGAGCUUUGGAUUCAAGUAUCAGACUUAUGGAUAAGGACAGGGGAGGACUUCUCAAGUCCUACAAGGGCGAAAAGUGGAAGAACGAGGAGUUCAGACUACGAAGCGCGUUUGGCGGGAACGAGCGAUGGGUAUUGUGUGGGAACGAGAAUGUCAUGGGCGACGACGGCGAGGUUGCCAUCUGGGAUACUUUAAGCGGCCAAAUCAUCCAGAGGAUACGUGUUGAGGGGUCCAAGGCCGAAGGGAAAAAGAAGAAGAUUGGCCUGGAUGGGAAGGAAAAGGAGAAGAGAAACGUGAUAAGUUGCGUGGCUUGGAAGGAAAAUGGACGGGGAGACCAAUGGUGCUGCGGGGGUCAAGACGGGACAAUUUCCGUGUUUGGCUCUGCGAGAUAG